Messenger RNA from Anopheles stephensi (Asian malaria mosquito), 4663 nucleotides. Its product is annotated as flocculation protein FLO11-like. The transcript has a single exon. Lineage: Eukaryota; Metazoa; Arthropoda; Insecta; Diptera; Culicidae. Gene Ontology annotation, molecular function: protein tyrosine phosphatase activity. Bases 1082 to 2281 code for a protein of 399 amino acids. The record is from RefSeq and is a predicted model, not a curated record.
CUUACUGAGGACACCUUACUAUUAAGAUAUGCUAAAACCUAACUGUCAAAAUAAUCUGACACAUCGUUUUCAAUAACUUGCUCUAUUAGUUCUAAUAGCGUUGAGGUAUUGGUUGUGGCAAUCAACAGAAAUCUUUACAACAUCAAAAUUCGCAACUGCGGCACGGGCUUGUAAAUCUAGUGCAAGAAAAAAUUUAGCUGAUUUUUACCUGUUCAUAAUAGCUACGUACAGCCUACUGUCAGUUAUAAGUUUUUUUUUCAAAAUAAAGGUUGCUAAUGAAUUUUUGAAACACCGAGGAAGUAACAUUACAUGUUCGAACGCUGUGUUUGACAUCUCUGCACGUUCAUUUUCGCUCAUGGUAUGCGCAUAGCAUACCUUUAGGCGUUACUAAGCUUCCUUGCGCUUUGCCCUCUCGAAUUGUUUGUCGAUGCCAUUUUGUUCACAUUGCUUACCAAAAAGGCUGGACGAAGUAAAAGCACACAAUGGAUUGUUUAUGAAAACACAGGGCAGUUGCUAUAGGACCAACCCGUACAACAACAAAAAUGUAUGAUGGUAUCCGCUACUGAACAGCGAAAUUUCUGUUAAAUCUAACUAUUGUAAACUUGCCUAAAGUACUGUAACAGGAGGUCAAGAUCUUUCGAGGUUCCGGUUCAAAAGCAGAAAGCAUGUGCAGCGAUAGCUAGAAUUCAUAUCGAAUCAACAUUUACGCAGACGUUGGUGAACAAUGUUUAAAAUGCCUCGCCGUUUGUCCCGCACAAAGGCAAAACAACGUCUAGGUCUAGAAUGCGGAGCGAACGACAAAACAACGUCUAGGUCUGGAAUGCGGAGCGAACAACAAAACAAACAAAAAAAAAAAAACAUUUUUCUUUUAUGGCACUGUAGAAGUACACGGGACAUCAUGUUAAUAAUCAUCAUCCACAUUACAUUGUUUUUAAUUGUGCUUCCGUAUUUCAUUAACACGUCGCGAUUGAUACAGCAACAGUGUGCGGGGGUCGCGAAAUUUAUAUAAACCAGCGCAUCCAAGCGAGUGACAGGCUCGCGCCAAGUAUUUCCCCUUUUACGCUGGUUGUGUGGUACCGCGAUGACUUUAGCGGCUUAUGUGCACUUGAUACUGUUCAGGAAUAGAAAGCGUGCUAGUGUACUGGUGGGUGUGCUUCUCCUAGCAUUAGGCAUUAGCAUCUUGACUAAUGGAUCGUUCGAAGGCAGCCAUUGUGACAGAAGUGAAGAAAUCAGUGCACCAUUGGAAAACAAAGUGACUUUUAAAGAAAAUGUUGAAAGUGGGUGGAAAGCUUCGGAAGACGGAGAGCAGCAAUGGAUGCAGAGCGUUGUUCGAAGAAGAAGACAAAGCUAUAGGCUGGCUGUACUGAACGAUAAAUCAGCUGCACACGUGUAUCAACAGGAUAAUAGUGAAACACAGGCGAAACCAGCAAGUGUCGUAAGCGUUGCUCAGUCAGAUAAUACCAAAGCGGCCGGAACACCAAACCAAGCUACAGUUGUUCAACAGCAAAGCGCAACACAGGGAACAAACGUUGGAUUAUUGAACGACGGAUCAUAUGCCAGGGUUGCUCAACUACCGAUCAAUAGGCCGUCCGAAGGGCAACAGAUGAAUGGAGCACUAUUGCACGAUGGUUCGCAAGGCAUGGGACGAAUCGUUCCAGCUGGAGCAAAACGUGAUGGUUCGAUUUGGGCUUCACUCUUUCCACGGCAUGGUGAUGGUGCGGGGAUGUAUGAUGCUAACACGAACGGGAAGCAGUCAGAUAGUGUGAAAUCAUAUUUUCAUCCGACAAAUAAACCCAUGCAAAAUUGUUACUGUCCUUAUCCUUUGAGGGCAAAGAAUAAACUGUGCUAUCAUAGCGUUACAUGCUUUCCAACGACAACUACUGCUCGAGCUUCCUCUACAACGACGGCCUCCACUAGUACGGCAUCGACACUUACCACCACUUCAACAACUCCUACAACAACUGACUCUACAACGACGGAUUCCACUACGACGGACUCUACUACGACGGAGUCUACUACGACGGAGUCUACUACGACGGAGUCUACUACGACGGAGUCUACUACGACGGAGUCUACUACGACGGAGUCUACUACGACGGAGUCUACUACGACGGAGUCUACUACGACGGAGUCUACUACGACGGAGUCUACUACGACGGAGUCUACUACGACGGAGUCUACUACGACGGAGUCUACUACGACGGAGUCUACUACGACGGAGUCUACUACGACGGAGUCUACUACGACGGAGUCUACUACAACGGAGUCUACUACGACGUAGUCUACUACGACGUAGUCUACUACGACGGAGUCUACCACGACGGAUACUACAUCUACUACAACCACUACCACAACUACAACUCCUACUACAACUACAACGACUACGACACCUACUACAACUACAACGACUACGACACCUACAACAACUACAACUACUACGACACCUUAUACAUCUACAACCACUUCUACCACAACGACUCGUCGAAACACGCGUCCAACCAGAUGGCGAAGCCCAAGUUAAGGAUAAUGAGCAAUCCUUAUUUUCUCGUGGCCAAGAAGCAAACGCAUUUAAGUACAUGAUUUUAAUUAGUUUAAGAAUACUUUUACCAAGCAUUCACACGGCAUUGCUAUCUGUUGUUAAAUUAAAAGGAAAUCGUACUAGGAUUAAUCACAACGUGCACUUUUUUAACACAGUGCAUUUGAAUCCCAUUAUCCUAUCUCAGUGCUCUGCGUUUUGUUCUGAGAGCUCGGAGAAAAGGCGUAGAAGCUUCCAGCCUCAAACGAUGACACACUAAUCGCUUGGCUCGUGUGCACUAACUAUGAUAACAUACGCACCUAACGGCUUAGAAAUAUAUCGCGUACGUGUUUUUGGAACGAUUAGUUCUGCGACUUUGCCCUUACGCUUUUCCGGCUCCACGAACCUUCUCAGUUAGUUUCGGUACGUCCGUUGAGUCGUACAGUAUGUAUGCCGCGAAGCUACUGGUACUGGUGCUCGCCGUGCAGCAAGUCAUAGCCGCCUAUCAACGCACCGUUGCCGAGUGUGCAAACUCCCGGCCGAAAUAUCGACUGCAGCGUGAGUGGAGAAGCGGUACGUUUCGCUUCGAAAGUGACCAGUUUGUACCGACCCGCUGGGAAUGGCAACGCAAUCGGAAGCUGCGUACCGGCACGAAGCGUCCGAGACUUGCCGUGACUAGCAGGAAGCGGCCAGCAGCAGAUGCUAAGCUGUUGUGGAAAGAGGAAAACCGGCACGAAGACUAUGAUUCGCUAAUGUCAUCGGAGGAUGAUGGUGCCGUGUGGCCCGGGCAAACCGUAACCGCUGCGAGCGUCUCAACAGUCGGUAGUCAUGAUAAUAUUGGCAGUCGGAUGGUGAAAAUGGUGAGCUCGGCUUUGCAUAGCACGUUUCCGCCAGCUGCACAGUUUGCCGGGAGUGCUUUGUUCUCGCAGGAAAAUUACACUCCCGAAAGCAUCAAGGAUGCAGACGAUAGCGGAGUCCCUUUGCAGCUGUACGAGGAUGUGGACCAUGUGUGUGAUGUUUGUGGUGGGAUUAUAACGACUACGGAGAGUGCAACGGUUUCGAUAAUGACCCACUUAGCGGAAUCCAGCAAUCAAAUUCUAUCGAUUCAACCACACCCUAAUGCUGUUCCUGGUGCUGCGUACAAAAGCGUCCCGACGAAUCCGGAAGCAUAUUAUGGGUUUAUUCCGGAUGUGCCUUAUAUGCGGAGACCACCGGAAAGGAGCACUGCAGCAAAGGAGCAAGAGCGAAUGUCGCCAUCUUUGGUUUACGAAACCGAUGCAACGACUGUUCUGAGUGCAAUUUCAGAUACUACAGAAGGAGCAUCGACUGUCAUUGUUACAUCCCAUGCUUUUGGUGACAAACGGACGUCUACAACCUCAUCAACCUCAAUUCAUCCUACAUCUUCCACAACACCGUAUAUGCAUGAACUCAACGCGACGACAUCUCACGGCAAAAGUUCUACCGAACCAUCGAAUGACUGUACCCCACCAGAACAACAUUAUAAAGAAACUCUACGUACAACUCAUUCAGAAAAUAUUACCUCGGAAGUUGAUGAAGAUUCAACAGUAUCGACGACCUUGUCACUCUCUCGAGAAGUUACCAGUACACCAGAAGGCACGGUUCCUCACUUCGCAUUUGUGUCUCAAUCGUUCGUGAAGACCACCACAGAGCCUCCAUUGGAGGAAACAUCAUACGUGCCAGAGUCAUCCACUAAUAACCCUAUACUAGCAGUUGCAGAAAGCACAUUGGCUCAUACUGACGAAGAACAUUCAAUUGCUGAAGAUAUCGAGAUGGAUUCCGUGACUGUGGAAACUAAACCCGUUGAAGCAACAGAACCAACACUGAUCGAAAGUGUGGCCAGCUCUACAUUACUAGAGUUUAACCCUGACACGACCGAUAUGCUGCUGCCGGAGACUUUACCCCAACUUCCAACCAUGGACCUAACCGUAAAGCGGGACAGUGAUGAUGCGUAUGGAGAGGCUCAGGAAUUACUACCUGCGGAUGGGUUCUUUAAGCGUCUUUUUCACACCAUCUACACCUUGCUGCGAUCGAUUCUGGACACAAUCGUGUAUCUGUUUGCUGACGCUUCUUCCAGCUAGAAUCGCCAACUGGCAACAGAACAGAGAAUAUAUGCCACAACUUACAUUG